AUGUCAUUGAAAUUGCCACAGAACCCAAAUGCGGGUCUAUUCAAGCAAGGAUACAAUAGUUACUCCAAUGCCGAUGGUCAGAUCACAAAGUCUAUUGGUGCUAUUAGAGAGAUCCACCAGAUGUGUCUGACUUCUAUGGGUCCAUGUGGUAGAAACAAGAUUAUCACAAACCAUUUGGGUAAGAUCAUCAUUACCAAUGAUGCGGCUACCAUGUUGAGAGAAUUGGAUAUCAUUCAUCCUGCUGUUAAAGUAUUGGUAAUGGCUACUGAACAGCAAAAGAUUGAUAUGGGUGAUGGUACUAACUUGGUUAUGGUUUUAGCUGGUGAAAUGUUGAACGUGUCUGAGAAGCUUAUUGCUCUAGGCUUGUCCCCCAUUGAAAUUAUACAAGGUUACCAACUGGCAAAGAAUUUCACUUUGAAAGAAUUGGACAAGAUGGUUGUGGGAGAAAUCACAGACAAAGGCUCUAAGGAGGAAUUGAUCAAGAUCAUUAAGCCCGUUGUGUCAUCUAAACAGUAUGGUUCAGAAGAUUUAUUGAGUGAGUUAAUAGCAGAAUCUAUCUCUCAUGUUAUCCCAAAGGGCUCUAACCAACCAUUAUUUAAUGUUGAUUCCAUCAGAGUAGUUAAAAUUAUGGGUGGUUCUCUAAUUAACUCUACUGUCAUCAAAGGUAUGGUAUUCAACCGUGAACCUGAAGGACAUGUGAAAUCCUUGCCACAAGGUGACAAACAUAAGGUUGCUGUCUUUACUUGUCCAAUUGAUAUUGCUGCAACUGAAAGUAAAGGUACCGUUUUGCUACAUAACGCCCAAGAAAUGUUAGAUUUCUCUAAAGGUGAAGAACAACAAAUUGACGCUAUGAUGAAGGAGAUUGCUGAUAUGGGAGUCAAAUGUAUCAUUGCUGGUGCUGGUGUUGGUGAGUUAGCUCUUCAUUACUUGAACAGAUAUGGUAUAUUGGUGUUGAAAGUUCCAAGUAAGUUUGAACUAAGAAGAAUAUGCCGUGUUUGUGGUGCAACCCCAUUACCAAGACUAGGUGCUCCCACUUUGGAGGAAUUAGGUCUGGUAGAAACCGUGAAGACAAUGGAAAUUGGUGGUGACACUGUCACUGUAUUUAAGCAAGAAGAAAAUGAAUCUACAAGAACAGCUACUAUUAUUCUAAGAGGUGCUACACAAAAUAACUUGGAUGACAUAGAAAGAGCAAUUGAUGAUGGUGUUGCCGCUAUUAAGGGUUUGAUGAAGCCAAAUGGUGGUAAGCUACUUCCUGGUGCAGGUGCAACAGAAAUAGAUCUAGUUUCGAGAAUCACAAAAUUCGGUGAGAAGACCCCAGGUUUACUACAGUUAGCUAUAAAAGAGUAUGCUUUAGCUUUUGAAGUCAUUCCAAGAACCUUGGCUGAGACCGCCGGUUUAGAUAUCAAUGAGGUGCUACCAAAUCUAUACGCUGCCCACACCGUAACAAAUGAAGAUGGAGAAGAUAAGAAGCACCUAGUGAAAGGUAUUGACAUUGAUGGACUAACAUCAGAAGGUGUCAAGGACAUCACAGAGGAUGGUGUUUAUGAUAUGUUAGAGACAAAGAAGUUUGCCAUUAACGUGGCCACGGAGGCAGCAUGCACAGUGUUAUCUGUAGACCAGAUUAUUAUGGCUAAGAGAGCGGGAGGCCCACAAGCGCCUCAGGGACCUAGACCUGGUAACUGGGAUCAAGAUGAUUGA
Molecule: messenger RNA, 1698 nt
Organism: Nakaseomyces glabratus
Lineage: Eukaryota; Fungi; Ascomycota; Saccharomycetes; Saccharomycetales; Saccharomycetaceae
Gene: CCT8
Product: chaperonin-containing T-complex subunit CCT8
Biological process (GO): protein folding
Cellular component (GO): chaperonin-containing T-complex
Molecular function (GO): ATP binding; ATP-dependent protein folding chaperone; ATP hydrolysis activity
Source: RefSeq, a predicted model, not a curated record